GCGGGCUAUUCAGUUGUUCCGUGUCCGUACUCGCGCUCGCACGCACCUCUCCUACUCAAGAACUUUUCGUAAGUUUAGUCAUGGCUCUCCGCUAUGUGUUUGCCCUAUUGGCACUGGCAGGUGCCACGUUCGCGGGCUCGGAGGUCACCGAACUGAAGGUCGAGAACGUCUACGUGCCGGAGGGCUGCACCACGAAGUCUAAGAACGGCGAUAUGUUGACCAUGCACUACACCGGCACUCUUGACGACGGCCACAAGUUUGACUCCAGCUUCGACCGGGACCAACCCUUCAGCUUCCAGAUUGGCGUCGGACAAGUAAUCAAGGGCUGGGACCAGGGUCUGCUCGACAUGUGUGUCGGUGAGAAGCGUAAGCUGACCAUCCCGUCGCACCUCGGCUACGGCGAGCGCGGAGCCGGCAACGUCAUUCCCGCCCACGCCACCCUCCACUUCGAGGUCGAGCUCAUCAACAUCGGGGACUCGCCCCCGACCACCAACGUCUUCAAGGAGAUCGACGCCGACAAGGACGCGCAGCUCAGCCGCGAAGAAGUGAGUAUCCAGUUAGCGUUCCAAGCCAUGGACACAGACGGCGAUCAGGAGCUGUCGAGAGAGGAGGUGAGCGAAUAUCUGAAAAAGCAGAUGACCGCCAGUGAAGGCGCCGAGAUGAGCGAAGACAUUAAGAACAUGCUCGAGAGCCACGACAAGCUCGUCGAGGAGAUCUUCCAGCACGAGGACAAGGACAAGAACGGUUUCAUCAGCCACGAGGAGUUCUCCGGACCCAAGCACGACGAACUCUAAACCAGUACAUCAGUAGAACCACUCAAAAAGUUACACAUACUAUCCUAACGCAU
Molecule: messenger RNA, 847 nt
Organism: Cydia amplana
Lineage: Eukaryota; Metazoa; Arthropoda; Insecta; Lepidoptera; Tortricidae
Gene: Fkbp14
Exons: 5
Coding region: 81-794 (237 amino acids)
Molecular function (GO): calcium ion binding; peptidyl-prolyl cis-trans isomerase activity
Source: RefSeq, a predicted model, not a curated record